AUUGAGUGUCGAGCUGCAAAACCUCAAAUGGCAGAUUAUCAUCAUUUAAGAGCGCCUGGACACCGGAAAAGGCGAUUUCCUGAGCACUGGGAGUUGGAGACUAUCCCCCCGGUCCUUCUUAAACAUCUUUGGAGGGGCCUCCCAAGGAACAAAACCAGUUGGACUUGGAGGAGGACGUGCUUUAGCCUUUGUCAGGUCUGCGCGGGGCGGCAAUUGGCGGCGGAGCGUCACGUGACCAUCGGGGCGUGCCAAUGUGCGCCCUCACGGGUGUCAAGCCCCUGUCAGAGUGUGCGAUCAAGAUCUUGAAACAACGCAAUGCAAAAAGCGACCUACUACGACAGCUCGGCGAUCUACGGUGGCUACCCCUACCAGGCAGCCAACGGGUUCGCUUAUAAUGCCAGUCAGCAGCCGUACCCAGCGUCCGCGGCAUUGGGCGCCGACGGUGGCGAGUACCACCGACCAGCUUGCUCACUCCAGUCUCCUGCUAGUGGUGGGGGCCACCCCAAAGCACACGAGCUAAACGAAGCGUGUCUACGUACCCUGAGUGGCCCUCCCAGCCAACCCCCAGGCCUGGGGGAGCCUCCCCUGGCACCCCCCCAGCCCCAGGCUGCGCCCCCCGCCCCACAGCAGCCUCAACCACCACCACAGCCCUCGGCGCCCACUCCUGCGGUGCCUCCACCCCCCUCCUCAGUCUCCCCACCUCAGAAUGCCAGCGGUAACCCUGCCCCUGCCAGCACAGCCAAGAGUCCCCUGCUCAAUUCGCCUACUGUGGCCAAACAAAUCUUCCCUUGGAUGAAAGAGUCUCGGCAAAACACAAAGCAGAAAACCAGCGGCUCCAGCUCAGGGGAGAGCUGCGCCGGCGACAAGAGCCCGCCUGGGCAGGCGUCGUCCAAGAGGGCGCGCACGGCCUACACGAGCGCGCAGCUGGUGGAACUGGAGAAGGAAUUCCACUUCAACCGCUACCUGUGCCGACCGCGCCGGGUGGAGAUGGCCAACCUGCUGAACCUCACGGAGCGCCAGAUCAAGAUCUGGUUCCAGAAUCGCCGAAUGAAGUACAAGAAGGAUCAGAAGGGCAAGGGCAUGCUGACAUCGUCAGGGGGUCAGUCCCCAAGUCGCAGCCCCGUACCUCCCGGUGCGGGCGGCUAUCUGAACUCUAUGCAUUCGCUAGUUAACAGCGUCCCAUACGAGCCCCAGUCGCCCCCGCCUUUCUCUAAACCUCCCCAGGGCGCCUACGGACUGCCCCCCGCCUCUUAUCCCGCACCCCUGCCUAGCUGCGCGCCCCCGCCACCUCCACAGAAGCGCUACACCGCGGCUGGGACGGGCGCUGGGGGCACACCCGACUACGACCCGCACGCGCAUGGCCUGCAGGGCAACGGCAGCUAUGGGACCCCACACUUACAGGGAAGCCCCGUCUUCGUGGGGGGCAGCUAUGUGGAGCCCAUGAGCAACUCUGGGCCGACCCUUUUUGGCCUAACUCACCUCCCCCACGCGGCCUCAGCAGCCAUGGACUAUGGGGGGGCUGGGCCGUUGGGCAGCGGCCACCAUCAUGGGCCCGGGCCAGGGGAACCACACCCUACCUAUACGGACCUUACUGCCCACCAUCCUUCUCAGGGAAGAAUUCAGGAAGCCCCCAAGCUCACCCACCUGUGAUAAUUGGCUGGGGCUGCUCACCAGGAGAGUCCCUCCUCCCCCUCCUUCCUUUGCUUUUUCUGUUUUGUUUUGUUUAAGGUUCUUUCUGCCCC
This is a messenger RNA of Condylura cristata (star-nosed mole), 1742 nucleotides long. RefSeq names its product homeobox A3 (gene HOXA3). Gene Ontology annotation, biological process: regulation of transcription by RNA polymerase II. The record is from RefSeq and is a predicted model, not a curated record. Lineage: Eukaryota; Metazoa; Chordata; Mammalia; Eulipotyphla; Talpidae. Bases 316 to 1650 code for a protein of 444 amino acids. Gene Ontology annotation, molecular function: DNA-binding transcription factor activity, RNA polymerase II-specific; RNA polymerase II cis-regulatory region sequence-specific DNA binding. Gene Ontology annotation, cellular component: nucleus. The transcript is spliced from 5 exons.